AUGGUGGCUCUCUCGCUAUCACUGGCACUUGCGGCGUCGCUGGCCCCUUGGGCGCAAGCCUCGCCCACCACGAAACACCUGGAGGUCCGCGCUGAUGACAAAGCCUACUCACCUCCGUACUAUCCCGCCCCUAAGGGAGGAUGGCUCUCCGACUGGGAGGAUGCCUACGAGAAGGCGCACGAGCUGGUCAGCCAGAUGACCCUGGCGGAGAAGGUGAACCUGACGACGGGUACGGGAAUCUUCAUGGGCCGCUGCAGCGGACAGACCGGGAGCGUAUCGCGACUGGGCGUGCCUCAACUCUGCAUCAACGACGGCCCGCUGGGCGUUCGCAACACCGACCUCGCCACGGCCUUCCCCGCCGGCAUCACCGUCGGGGCAACCUUCGACAAGGAGCUCAUGCACGAGCGGGGUGUCGCCAUGGGAGAGGAGUCGCGCGGGAAGGGCGUCAACGUGCUGCUGGGCCCGUCGGUCGGGCCUAUCGGCCGCAAGCCUCGAGGAGGCCGCAACUGGGAGGGCUUCGGCGCUGACCCAGUCCUUCAGGGUAUUGCGGCCGCGCAGACCAUCAAGGGCAUGCAGAGCACUGGCGCCAUCGCGUGUAUCAAGCACUAUAUCGGUAACGAGCAGGAGAUGCACCGCAUGAGCAGCGUGGUCACCCAGGGCUACUCGUCCAACAUCGACGACCGCACUCUGCACGAACUUUACCUGUGGCCGUUUGCCGAGAGCGUGAGAGCGGGCGUUGGCUCUCUCAUGACCGCCUAUAACGAUGUGAAUCGGUCUUCCUGCAGCCAGAACAGCAAGCUCCUUAACGAUAUCCUCAAGGACGAAUUGGGCUUCCAGGGCUUCGUCAUGACCGAUUGGCUGGGUCACUACGGCGGUGUCUCCUCCGCUCUGGCGGGUCUGGAUAUGAGCAUGCCCGGUGAUGGGUCGCUCCCGCUGUUCGGUACUAGCUACUGGGGCUCCGACAUGUCUCGCUCUGUCUUGAAUGGAACGGUCCCGCUCGAUCGUCUGAAUGAUAUGGUUACUCGCAUUGUGGCGACGUGGUAUCAGAUGGGCCAGGACAAGGACUACCCCUUGCCCAACUUCUCCACCAACACCGCUGCCGAUAAGGCUCUUCUCUACCCCGGGGCGGUCCUCUCCCCGAUCGGCGUGGUCAACGAGCAUGUCGAUGUGCAGGGCAACCACAACGAGACGGCGAGGGCCGUGGCGCGUGAUGCCAUCACCCUGCUGAAGAACGAGGGCGAGACGCUGCCGCUGAAGAAGGACGACUCCCUGUACGUCUUUGGCACCGAUGCGGGGUCCGACCCGCAAGGGCUGAACUCGUGUGCCGACAAGGGCUGCAACCGCGGUGUCCUGACCAUGGGCUGGGGCAGCGGCACCGCCAAGCUGCCGUACCUCGUCACCCCCCAGGAGGCCAUCGCCAACAUCUCCUCCAAGGCCGAAUUCCACAUCACCGACUCCUUCCCCAAGGACGUCUCCCCCGGCCCCGAUGACGUUGCCGUCGUUUUCAUCAGCGCCGAUGCGGGCGAGAACUUCAUCAUCGUCGACGGCAACCCUGGAGACCGCACCAAGGCGGACCUGAAGGCGUGGCACAAAGGUGACGAACUCGUCAAGGAUGCCGCGGAGAAGUUCUCCACGGUCGUCGUCGUGGUCCACACCGUCGGCCCCAUCCUCAUGGAGGAGUGGAUCGAGCUGCCGUCCGUCAAGGCUGUCCUCGUCGCCCACCUGCCCGGCCAGGAAGCCGGAUGGUCGCUGACGGACGUCCUCUUCGGCGACUACAGCCCCAGCGGCCACAUGCCGUACACCAUCCCGCGCAGCGAGGACAACUACCCGGAGAGCGUGUCGCUGAUCCAGCAGCCCUUCGGCCAGAUCCAAGACGACUACACCGAGCGCCUGUACAUCGACUACCGCCACUUCAUGAAAGCCGACGUCACCCCGCGCUACCCCUUCGGCCACGGCCUCUCCUACACCACCUUCGACUACUCCAAGCCGAGCCUCUCCGUCGUGACCCCGCUCGACAGCGCCUACCCGCCAGCCCGGGGCCCCAAGGGCUCCACGCCCACCUACCCCGACACCAAGCCGGCCCCCUCCGAGGUCGCCUGGCCCAAGGACUUCCCCCGCAUCACGCGCUACCUCUACCCCUACCUCGACAACCCCGAAGGCGCCGCCGCCAACUCCAGCAAGAAAUACCCCUACCCAGAGGGUUACACCACGAAGCCCAAGCCGGGUCCCCGCGCGGGCGGCGGCGCCGGCGGCAACCCCGCCCUGUGGGACGUGGCCUACUCCGUGCAGGUGACGGUCACCAACUCGGGGAAGCGCCCGGGCCGCGCCGUGGCCCAGCUCUACGUCGAGCUGCCUACGGACCUCGGCGUCGACACGCCCUCCCGCCAGCUGCGCCAGUUCGAGAAGACUAAGACGCUGGCUCCUGGAGAGAGCGAGAUCGUGACCCUUGAGGUCACCCGCAAGGACGUCAGCGUGUGGAACGCUAUCGUGCAGGACUGGCAGGUGCCUGUUAACGGCGAGGGCGUUAACAUCUACGUGGGAGAGAGUGUUGCCGAUGAGCGCGUAGUGUGCAAGGUGGGGGAUAAGUGCUCGACUUUGUAA
Aspergillus campestris IBT 28561 is the source of this 2601-nucleotide messenger RNA. RefSeq names its product beta-glucosidase. NCBI's taxonomy places the organism in Eukaryota, Fungi, Ascomycota, Eurotiomycetes, Eurotiales, Aspergillaceae. The transcript has 3 exons. Bases 1 to 2601 code for a protein of 866 amino acids. The record is from RefSeq and is a predicted model, not a curated record. Gene Ontology annotation, biological process: glucan catabolic process. Gene Ontology annotation, molecular function: beta-glucosidase activity.